Boeremia exigua is the source of this 2167-nucleotide messenger RNA. RefSeq names its product Alpha/Beta hydrolase protein. The coding region runs from base 76 to 1818 and encodes 580 amino acids. NCBI's taxonomy places the organism in Eukaryota, Fungi, Ascomycota, Dothideomycetes, Pleosporales, Didymellaceae. The record is from RefSeq and is a predicted model, not a curated record. The transcript has a single exon.
CUCGGUGCUCUUAUUAUCCUUACUUUCACAUUCGCGUUCCUUUACUCGCCAGACUUGCGACCGACCUCCGACUGGAUGCCACCGCUGUCCUCGAAAUCCCCGCCUGUCUUCUCCAAACCACCGAAGAACGCACAAGAUCCGAACAUCGUCGAGCUCGACUACCUCGCUAUCCAACCCAACGUCACGGACAAGGUGCGCUCGUACUGGAAUAUCCCAUACGCUGCGAGUGCUGGUGGCAAGAACAGGUUCCGUGGCCCACAACCGGUGAACAGGACGUAUGGAAUCGGGCGCAAGGAGAAGCCGCUCGUGUGGAAAGGUGACUUGGGCAUGUGCCCGCGCAUCCAGAAGAUCGAUGCCAGCCUGAGAAACAAAGAAGAUAUUGCCGGUGAGGACGUGCUUGGCAUCUUCGCAGACAAGACAGAGGACUGCCUGAGUCUGAACGUAUUCACGCCCUUCGAUGCCGAAGCUGGCGACGACUUGCCAGUUCUUGUCAACAUUCCUGGUGGCGGCUUCCAUCUGCCUGGGAGGAGUAAUGGCGGCGAGAUGGUAGAGAAGGCCAGGAAGGAGAAGGGCGCGAACGGCAAGCUGGACAAGGGCAUCGUUGUAGUGACCAUGUACUACCGCAACGGUAUUUAUGGGUUCCUUUCGGGCAAGGAGAUCGCAGAAGAUGGCGACUACAAUAACGCGCUUCGGGACCAGAGGGCUGCGCUCGAGUGGGUGCAGAAGUACAUUCGAUACUUCGGCGGCAACCCCGACCACGUUGUUCUGAUGGGUACCAGCGCUGGAGGUGCUUCGGUUCUGCUCCAGAUCACCGCAAACGAGGGAGACAACCACGCUGCCAUCCCGGGCACAGGCAGGAAGCCUCUGUUUCACGGCGCGAUCGCGCAGAGUCCGGCAAGCCCGACCUUUUUCACACCAACUCAAGCCGAGAAAUUCUGGAACGAAGUUGCUGACGGUCUGAACUGCACGGACAUUGCCUGCGUCCGUGACGCCUCUCCUGGGGACCUCUACUAUCAAAACUACCCCAUGAACUUCCCCGACCGCGACACACCUCCGCGCUGGAUGUGGGCACCGACCACAGAGCCUGCAGGCGGCUUGUUGACCGAACCUGCGCCAGCAGCCAUCAUCCACAACCGGUACGCCAAGGUGCCCACGAUCAUUGGUUUUACCUCGAACGAAGGUUCGGAUCAGGUGAAGAAGACGACCGACACACUUGACGAAUUCAAGACCUACCUGAAGGACCACUACCCGCUGCUCACCGAAGACGACCUCGAUCUCCUCGCUGAGACAUACCCGAACGAACGACACUGGCCCGACAGCGGACGAUUCUGGGACGCAGUAGCGAAGGCGCAAGGCGACAUUCGCUACAUCUGCCCGACAUACCUGGCCUCCAACGCUAUGGGAAUCCACAACCCUGAGAACGUACCAACAUACCAAUACCAAUGGGACGUGAUGUGGGGCGUCGACAUCGAGAACGGCUACGGUACGAAGCACGCCGGUACGGUCGGUCAGGUCAUGGUGCGCCGCCACAACGAGAUUUCAGACUACUUUAUCAGCUUCGUCAAGUAUCUCAACCCCAAUAUCGAGAAGGGCAAGGACACGCCGACGUGGGAAAAGCUGGAUAGCAGGAAGAGGCGUUUACUGUUCACAAACAUCAAAGAGGGUGGAAAGAGGGGCGACGGCACCAAUAUGCUCGGCAAGAUGCGCAUGUGGAUGGAAGGCAAGGAUGAGCGUCGGGACGCGAACUGCGAGGUCAUCCGGGGACUGAUGAAGAGACUGCAGAUGGAGGGUGUCGAAGCGCUGGCGCUAGACUCGUGAGAGGUGAUGAAGGGCGGCAGUAAUGCCCCUCGCUGUGGUUCAGCGGUUUCAUACAGGUGGGCAUUUUCUAGCAUUUACAGGCGUUUGGGUAGAUGCCUCAUCGUACGCGAUGCGUGGCUGUACAAAAUUAUUAUGUCUUCUUGUUUAAGGGGUUCUCAGACGAUGAGUGAGUCCACCUGUCGGAUUGUUUAUGAGGCUUGUGGCAGUGUCGAAUCGUAUGUGCCUUCCUUGGUUGUCUUCUAACAACAACAGCUCAUCUCAUUCACAACGAGCACCUUUACAUACUCUGACCGUCGGUCAUGUUCGUGCAUUGACAUUGUAUACCUAGAAUCAGUAUCUCGAUCACCAU